This is a messenger RNA of Armigeres subalbatus, 5138 nucleotides long. RefSeq names its product 3-hydroxy-3-methylglutaryl-coenzyme A reductase (gene Hmgcr). The record is from RefSeq and is a predicted model, not a curated record. Gene Ontology annotation, molecular function: protein binding; NADP binding; hydroxymethylglutaryl-CoA reductase (NADPH) activity. The coding region runs from base 1476 to 4253 and encodes 925 amino acids. The transcript has 7 exons. Gene Ontology annotation, biological process: coenzyme A metabolic process; sterol biosynthetic process; isoprenoid biosynthetic process. NCBI's taxonomy places the organism in Eukaryota, Metazoa, Arthropoda, Insecta, Diptera, Culicidae. Gene Ontology annotation, cellular component: endoplasmic reticulum membrane; peroxisomal membrane.
UCGUAUAAUCAUAUUUUUUGGGAAAUCAGCAUAUAGUAGUGUGUGGAUCGAAACACAUGAAAGAAAGAAAAGCAGAGAUGAAUGAAAACAACAUUCAAGUGGCCGACGAGAGGGCUUUCCAGUGGCAGGCAGCAGUGGGUUUCCUUUUCGCACUGACUGGUUGCUCGACCAGCUUCAACCAGCCGAACUGCUGAAAUAUCGCUGCAUGCUUCAUGGCCGUCACUAGCGCGGAGCCACUCACGAAUCACGGCGACGGCCAGCGUGGAAGAUUACGUGCGGAGUAAGACGAAACUUUCAACUUUAGUCUGUUACGGACGUUUCGUGAGUACUGUUGUGGUUCAGCUGAGCGGUCCAGGAUCAGCUUACAGAGCCUUUUGCAGUGUGUGGAGCAAGUGUAUGGUGUUGACUGGAGGAAGAUUUCUCCCGAUACUGUUUCCCAAUCAUCCACGCCUGAACGAAGGCUUUAGAAUCUGGACAACAAGAUUCUGGGAUACCAGUUCCUGACUAUAGAAGUGGAUUGUGAUUUUUUUGGUGUAUAAAAAUCGACAAAUCCGCUGUCGAACGUGGACAAGUGAACGAAGAGAUUUUCAUUUUACAUAAUAGCUUACUCAAUUCAUUAUAGGUAUAGCCAUAGUCAUAUGAUUGUCUUGUUUUACGAACGAAAAGCUUUAUAAAUAACAUUUGUGAAUAUACCGAAUUAAGGAUUCGAUUAUUUCAUUUGAUAUGAACCAGUUGGAAUAGUCAUUCCUUCAGGAAGAAAGGAUCAAAACAAAAAUAUUCCUUUACGACAAAUGAAAGUAAAAGUGGAUGCAGAUUAGUCUUGUGUCAAAAGUGCAGUACUAGAACGACAUCAGUGUCCGUGGUCUCACAUGUCUGUAGUACUAGUUUGUUAUUGUGGAGCGGAGUUUUGCUGAACCGUCUGUGUGGGGAGAAGACGUCAAAUAGAAAAGAGCAGUGGGAUAGACAGCUGUUCUGGUGAGAAUUUUCGUAAUCAUUGCUAGGAACUAGGAAGUUUUACGGAAUUUAUCAAGAACAUUAAAGUGAAAGUUGAGCUCUGGUGAAUAAGAUACUCUGCCCUGUACAGACGACUGUGCACAAACGAGGCAGCCUCAUAGCGGCAGUUUCUCCUGCCUCUGAGUGGAUGCGGCCCGGAGCAGCGGUGGCGGCACCAUAUACCAUCCAUACCAAUUCGCGAACCCGCCUGCACGCGUUCGGCGGCAUCUUCUUCUUCAGUAUCACCUGAGCAGUGCUGCAGUGAAGAAGUGCUACUCGGUGUUGCUUGGAGCGCGUGUGUGAACGAGUGAGUUGUGUGUCGCCUAAGUGCAGUGUCCACCAAUCCCACUCCUAAAGCUCGAUCAGUCCGGUCCAGUGUAUGCUCAAAUAUUUGAAUUGAAACCAAGUGCGUUCCGAAUUGUCCCCGUUGACUUGCUCGAAGAAAAUUCUACGCGGAAAAGUGCUUCGGGUCCGGAAGAAACAUGAAGGUCGGUCGGUUAUUUCGGGCGCACGGUGAAUUUUGUGCAUCGCACCCAUGGGAAGUGAUAGUGGCCUUGGUGACUUUAACGGCGUGCAUUAUAACAUUCGAUAAAGGAAGUGCGGAUCCGUUCCAGCAAAGUUCCCGCUCCGGCUCCGUAAGACCCUGCCCCAGCUGGCGAUUCAGUUCGGUCAGCCCGGAUGAGGCGUUCCGGUGCGAAGAGGUCGAACAGAAUGGAAUCGACGUGAUACUGAUGACCAUCGUGCGUUGUUCGGCUAUUCUCUACUGUUACUACCAUUUCUGCAACCUCCAGAAACUCGGUUCCAAGUAUAUUUUGGGUAUUGCCGGUCUUUUCACGGUGUUCUCCAGCUUCAUCUUCACGUCCACUGUGAUCAACUUCCUCGGCAGCGAAGUCUCCGAUCUCAAAGAUGCGCUAUUCUUCUUCCUGCUGCUCAUCGACCUCUCCAAGGCUGCCAUUCUUGCCCAGCUGGCUCUGUGCGGGUCCAGCCAAUCGGAGGUAACCAUGAACAUUGCCCGUGGUAUGGAGAUCUUGGGCCCAGCUAUCUCACUGGACACCCUCGUUGAAACCCUCGUCAUUGGAGUUGGAACUCUGUCCGGUGUACAACGGCUGGAGCUGCUCAGUGGAUUUGCUGUCCUAUCGGCAAUCGUAAACUAUAUUGUCUUCAUGACGUUCUACCCGGCGUGCCUAUCGCUGAUUUUGGACCUCUCGAGAAACGCCGGUAAUCUGAUCCAAAAGAACAAAAAAGAAAAUCUACUGGUCCGGGUGCUGACCGAAGAGGACCAGAAACCCAACCCGGUGGUGCAACGUGUGAAACUGAUCAUGUCCAGUGGGCUGAUGAUUGUGCACGUGCUCAGCCGACUUGCAAUCUCGGAGAAAGACUCCGACUCCGCCGAACAUAUCAUUUCGUCACACUCGCACGAACAUUUGGCCGCCAUGAACAAAACCGAACCGAACGAGAUCUCCGAGUUUAUUAUGAGGUGGCUCUCGAUCAGCACCGAGCAGAUCGUGACGUACAUCCUGAUCAUCGCCUUAGGCGUGAAGUUCGUAUUCUUCGACCGUCACAAUCUGUCGGAUCAGAUUCUGCUAUCGGUAGCGAAUGAAGCGGCGGCGGCCGCUGCUGCCGCAGCACAAAAACAAAAGCAGCUGGCGAUGAAUGCCGCCACCGAUAGGCAAGAGCCGGUGGCGACUUUCACCCUGGCCGAAGCUGUCCCAGUCGAGGAAAAGGCCACCCAAAGCGAGCUUUGUUUGCUCCCAGGCAGAAAUCUACGGGCCAAAAGCAUGGGUGCUGAUGAUGAGCUGAAUUUCGAGGACCUGGAGGAUGAGCUUGUGGAACGUGAACCCCGAUCGUUGGAUUUGUGCCUGAAGAUCUUGAACGAAACCGACGAUGGGGCGGCUGGUUUGACUGAUGAGGAAAUCAAGAUGAUCGUCCGAGCUGGCAACGGAUACUGCCCACUGUAUAAGAUUGAAAGCAUAAUUGGAGACGCUGAGCGUGGUGUCAAAAUUCGACGGGAUCUUAUUCAAAAGGAAGCUAAUUUGCCAGUCAACGCCUUCAAGCAUCUAUCCUACAAGAAUUUCGAUUACUCCAAAGUGAUGAAUGUCUGUUGUGAAAACGUACUAGGCUAUGUACAAAUUCCUAUUGGCUAUGCCGGUCCGUUGAUUCUGGACGGUGUGCGGUACUACGUGCCUAUGGCGACUACAGAAGGUGCACUUGUUGCUAGUACGAACCGAGGCUGCAAGGCCAUUUCCACCCGAGGCGUUACAAGUUUCGUAGAAGAUAUUGGUAUGACGCGAGCACCUUGCAUCAAAUUCCCGAAUGUACUGCGUGCGGCUCAAGCAAAGCGGUGGAUGGAAACGCCCGAGAAUUUUGCGGUCAUUAAAAAGGCAUUUGACUCGACUAGCAGAUUUGCUCGCCUGCAGGAGCUCCACAUUGCCAUGGACGGUCCAAUUCUUUAUGCUCGAUUCCGUGCACUGACUGGUGAUGCGAUGGGAAUGAACAUGGUUUCUAAGGGUUCAGAAAUGGCUCUCCGUGAAGUGCAUCGAAGUUUCCCAGAGAUGCAAAUUAUUUCUCUUAGUGGAAACUUCUGCUCGGACAAGAAACCCGCUGCAAUAAACUGGAUCAAGGGACGUGGAAAACGUGUCAUUUGCGAAGCCAUCAUUCCUGCGGAUAAACUGCGAACGAUAUUGAAGACCAAUGCUCGCACACUGGUGCAGUGUAAUAAACUGAAAAAUAUGACAGGAUCAGCUGUCGCCGGAAGCAUAGGAGGAAACAAUGCGCAUGCAGCGAAUAUGGUCACAGCUAUUUACAUCGCCACCGGUCAAGACCCAGCACAAAACGUCACCAGUAGCAACUGUUCAACCAACAUGGAACCGCACGGCGACACUGGAGAAGAUUUGUACAUGACCUGCACGAUGCCAUCGCUUGAAGUGGGAACCGUCGGUGGGGGUACCGGUUUGCCAGGGCAGGGCGCUUGUCUCGAUAUGCUCGGAGUGCGGGGCGCUCACCCGACGCACCCAGCCGAAAAUUCGAAACAAUUGGCCCGCCUCAUCUGUGCCACCGUUAUGGCCGGUGAACUUAGUCUUAUGGCCGCCCUGGUCAACAGUGAUCUAGUCAAAAGCCACAUGCGACAUAACAGAUCAUCGGUAGCCGUAAACCCUGGAUUUCCAGCAACCGCUCAACAGCAGUCUGCUCCCAGUUUGCUCACGCCCAGCAGCAGUAGCGGAAUCAGCAGUAUAAGCACAACACUGUCGCCCAACCAAUAACGUUUACUACUCAUAGGAACUACCUCAAGGAUGCGCGAAUGGAGUGGAUUAGACAAGAACGUUUAGUCAAGCGAUCAAACAAGAUAAGGUAGAUUGUAACAGGUAUUUGCUAAUUAAUCGAGGGCAGCCUCUCGACGCCACAGCGUUGGUCUUUUAACCUAAAACAAGAUCGAAGGAUCUGUUUUUAUAAGGAUUUGUGCUACAUUUCUCAGAAUGUCGGUUACAAUAUCGACAUUCGGAGUAAUGUAGAAUGAUCAUUUGGCGCAGCAUACUGCGUAGCGUCGUAGACCUUUUUAAAUCGGAAAUUAAAUUAUUAAUUAUAGAAAUAAUUUUGAAAGGACGCGUGAAAAUAAAUACAAUGGCCAAUUUUCCAUCUCCAACUCCAACUCUAGAUCCAAGUGCAAGCAUGUGUACAUAUGAUAACUUAAUGAUGAAUGUUUUUAACCCUAACCGUAAAAGCACUCGAACUACAUUUCCAAUCGAAUAGACCGAUCGUUCUUGUACAUAAUGUAGGCUUUAUAUAAGAACUCAUACAAUAUUUAUACAUCUAUCGAUGCUUCAACAGCAGUUUCCAACGGUGGAGAAAACAAUUUGCAGCAACAUAAAGGUAAUGAAGAUUUGAAUCAAUUUAGUGCGAGUUGCAGACAUAAUAAAUGCAACGCACGUUCUUUCGAUACAUGCUAAACAAACCUACAUAAAAGCUGGACUUGCGUGAGAGGCAGAGAACUAAAUAUCGACUCUUUGAAAAAGAUCAUUUGUUAGGGAUUUUCAAUACUAAAUGAGACUAUUGUUACGGAUAAAUUACUAUUUAUAACUACUAAACGAAGUGAAUAUUUUGGUGCUAAUUGCAAGAUAUUGAAAUAAAAAUGAGAAAAUCCUUGCAAA